ACGAGGUCAUGGGCAGUUCAGAAUUCGAAAUAAAUAAAUAAUUGGAAAUUGUUCAUGAGCAGAAUUGAUUCUGAUAGAGAAGGCGCUCGGCCUUGGCCCUUGGGAUCACUUUCACCAUGGCGCACCAGCACCUUUCUGAAAUGUUUGCUCCUUCUAAGAAACCGUUCGAAGAAGAUUUCAUCAUGCUUUCUGAAUUUUCAGAACAGGAGGGCCCCAAACCUCUCCUGACCAUUCCCCGCGAUGCUGGUGGAACGUUUGAUAAGAAUUCUUUCGCGGUGAGGAUCAUGGCCGUGGAUUUCCAGACGGGAGCUCCCGGUGCGUUUGAAGAAACAAAAGAUACCCAGGUUGUACUCUCCGAAGGCUACGAUCCCGCUACCAAAGUCUAUGCAUUUGUGUAUCACCUGACCCUUCACGACAUUCAUGCCCGGGGAUAUGUACGGCCGUUCUGCAUGGCGUACCUGACCAUGGAUGAGAGGAAAAUAUUAUUACACUUUGAAGAUAUCUUGCAAGAAUUCACCAAGGUUUCAGAGGUCCUGAAGCACGGCAACUGGCCCAUCUUUGAACAGGAGCUGAUUCGCCGUGUCAGUGAUUUGGAACACACAAGAGAUGAACUAGUGUCUGCUCAGAAUAAACUGGAUGAGGAGGACACCAAGCAACUUGACCAAGUAGCAUAUCAGCUGGAACAGUGCACUGGUAACCUGGAGGAGAUCAGAAACAUCCUGUCAGUCGUGCAAGUGCUAGUGGGUCGCAAUUCCGAACUGGAUGCUCAAGUGUCACGUUUUGAGGAGCUGUUCGAGUCUCAUCGACUUCGCCGUCCCGCGUCUGAAACUAACAUCCUGGCCAGCACCAGUAUUCCGAAGACAGGCGUCGAUGAUGAUGACGAUGAAGGUGGAUCUUCUCGGCCAAGAAAGCGCUCCAACACAUCACCUCCACAGCCGGAGGCUGUGUCUGCGGAUGCUGUAGCUGAUCUUCAGUCUGUUUAUCAGCCGCAAACAUUAGAUGUGCUCCGAGGAAAGAGAUUUGACCAGAAACUUCGCUCCCUGAAGGGUUUGUGUGGUGUUUGUUCAAAGCUGGCACUGGGACACCUCAGACGAAUACUCAACCAUUAUGGCCGUGAUCAUGAGGGUGUUGCUGUAGAGAAUGAAGAGUUUCAUUGUCUAGAGCCCCAAUCUGCGCUAUUGACAGUUGGUCGGCGAGUAGUGCUCAACUUCCUAAACGGUAUUGAUCGAUGCUGUGCUCAGUGUGAAUGGCCACUGAGCUGUGGAGCUACAACAUGGCGUCUGCCCGUCUUCUAUCGCUCUCAGUCAGCGUUAACAGUGUCUAGCUGGGGUGAGAUGUCAUUCAAGUCCUGUGUCGAGGAGCUGUCAGGUCUGGAGGAUGCAACGUGCACGCCACCUCUAUUUCAAAAAGAGAGUCUUCAGUUCUUCGACGCUACAGAUGGCAGUGGCAUGGUCUUCCCGGCAGGCCACAGUGGUAGCGGUGCUGAGUCAGCACGCAUUGGUAGCCAUGACGACAUGCACAGCCUGCCGCAGAGUGACCAAUCCAACGAAGAUGUGCGGCUGGACACACGGCAAGCUAACCUGGAUCAUGUUCCUUCGCCGAGUAACAAGGUGAUUGGGUGGCUAAGCAAGGCUGGCAGCGCCGAUGAAAGUCUUGUUUCUGCACACGAUGUAGCCAAUCAACCACCUGAUACUCCGUCCAGUCAGGGAAUGGCGUCACCGGCAGAUGCGGCACUGACUUCAGACUCUUCAUCACAACUCGACCCCGACAUACUUGAUGAAAGCAACCCUGAAUUUCGGUCGCUGGAUGCCAGUGCUGCCGCUGCCCUGACUGCUCAGCAAGACAUUCCCCGCCAGCCGCAGGCUCCUGCAAUCUUCCACUCGCCGUCGUCCCCGUCCCCAGCCAAACGGACACCAUCGUUCUGGGACGAGCCCGAGGAGGAGUCCGUUGAUCAUCCGGUUGGCCUGAUACCUCGUCAAGAACCUGGCGGAGACUCUGACGACGAGAGCAUAACACCAGCUAAUCCAACAGCUUCUACGCUUGUUACGACUACUGCCACGACUUCACCCGCUGCUGCCGCUGCUGCUAGUGCUGUGGACGGUGGCAAUAACGUGUACACCGGGUUUGACAUAUCGCAGGCGAUGUCGAGAUCACCGGAUACAGUCAGACGCGAUAAUCUCGUACUGGCCCUGGAAAAGGACCUGCCCAGUGGUGUUAAUCUGCACCGUGAGCAGCCCAAGGCCACCAGCAGCCCUGUCGUUCCACGGCGACCGUUCUCUAAUGAGAAGCAGCAGAUGAAGCGACAACAUGAGAAGCAAAUCACGGCACUGCCGAAGAAGCAGAAACCGACACUUCUACCACUCGCACACACUUGCAUCAGAUCAUACAGUGAUGACCUGUGCCACUUACAGGAGUCAACACCCGGGUAUGGCUUGCUGAAGUUUCGUGACCGCUACGUCUUUGCCGUGCACCUGGUCUAUGCGUUACUCCGCGGCCGUCCCGUUGUUGUCCUUGGCAAGACUGAAAGGGAUGUUGUGUCAAUGGUCAGAACUCUCAGUGUGUUUGUACCGGGACACUCCAGUCAGCAUCAAAUCAUUGAGUGGUUUGCCGAGCCACUGAACAUUUCGCACUUGUCCAGAAUCAAGUUGAUUGGGAUUCGCAAGGGAAGACUCUCCAUGGUGCCUCAGUCUGUGAAGCCAUACGUGUCUAUUCUGGACUAUGAUACGAGUACGCUCACGACUCCGCCAUACAAGGGUAAUUUUGUCAGCAAUAUUGUCCACAGGCAGAAGAAGUGGAUGGAUGACCGGUCCUAUCUUGCGCACAUCCAUAGUGUGUUUCUGCAAAUGGGCUGUAAGGCCUUUCUCUACUUCCACAACUUCUGUCUCAACAUUCCACUUCAUCGUCGUGAACGGAAUAGCCGCACUGGAGUUGCUCCCUUGCCAGACUCCUCCGAGCGCUUUGCGCAGUCGAGAACGACCAAGAGCGGCUUUCUGACUCACUUGGGUAUUUCCGAGUGUGACCGGCACAUCAUUGAAUACUUUGUCGACGUUGUCAAAAUGCAGCAGAUGGACCAGUUCCGGCACUCAAACAAUAUGGAUGGUGACGACUACCCGCCCACCAUUCGCCUGGACCACAGCAAGUGCAGCGUAUACCAAGGACGCCGGCCAGUCGGCAGGUUCUCCUAAGGUGGUGGUAGGUUGCUGCUGCUGCUCCUGCUGUCGUCCCUAGCCUAGCGUAGCCGCUCACAUCACUGGGCUCAACUAGCUGGUCAUGUGACGAGCACGUUUGGCUGCAUGGAUAGGGGCAUUCCCUUCCCAGUCUUGACGUGUACUGAUGGACUUGCCGCAUUCGUAGCACACGACUUGCAUUAUCACGAAAAUUCCCCUUGACCAGUUUCUGCAGCGCAUGCACUGAACUGCACUGCAUCAUGAUUUAUGACACGCACCAUUCUCAAAUGCACACGUUAUUGGAUUCUACUCUUUUUUAUCUUGUCAUCCAAAUUCACUUGACUAGUUCUCCAAAAUUCAUUGUGCCAUGCUAUUAACGGAGAUUUCCUGUGAGAAUUUUGAACAUUUAGAAUAUGCAGGCAGAGCAUGCAUCUUGCCUAUCCCAUACUGAGAAGAUUCUACUGACCAGGGAACGUUACACCCUACGAAAUACACAGUACAUGCAUGCAGAUGUCCAUGCAUACAUGCUUGCACUGAAGUCAUGACAUUUCCUACAGCGACCACUUCGUUUCCUUAUGAGGACUUAUUUGAUUAUUUUUAUUCUCUGUUCUGGCUUUUUCUCAGCGUUGUGAGUGGCAUUGUUUGCCAGUUUGUCCAUACGUUGUGUUCGGCUCAUCUGUUAUGUAAUCUACAUGUAUCUCUUCAUCUGCUCCUUGUAUAAGUAAUCUCUAUUUUAUUGUUCAUCCAACAGGCUAUUUCCUAUUUACUCGUCUUUUACUUCCCUUCUGCCGUGCAUCCCUCUUGCACUCUCAGCUGGCAAACUUCUGUAAGUUAUGCGUGAAUGGCUGGUUCCAUUUCAUUGCUUUGUCAUUACUAUGUUUCGUAUUAUAGAGUGAUUUUCAAUUUGCAACUAU
Molecule: messenger RNA, 4081 nt
Organism: Sycon ciliatum
Lineage: Eukaryota; Metazoa; Porifera; Calcarea; Leucosolenida; Sycettidae
Exons: 32
Coding region: 117-3185 (1022 amino acids)
Cellular component (GO): guanyl-nucleotide exchange factor complex
Molecular function (GO): GTPase activator activity
Source: RefSeq, a predicted model, not a curated record